GGGUUUCUCGCCAUCUGUGACGGGUCUUCGGCGGCACCCACCGCUCAGCGCCUGCGCAGACUGAGGACCACGGUCACCAUGACAGCGACCGCCGGGGCCCCUGGAUCUUGGAGUGAAAACAUACUGGAAUAUUUUCUCAGAAAUAACCAGAUCACAGCAGAAGAUGGCGCCCAGAUCAUCUGGUAUCAUGCGGCUAACCACAAGGUGCAAGUGAAUGAGGCACUGAGAAGUACUGCUCAUAUGAUAGAGGCUGAUGUCAUUUUUCCAAGUGAUGGGUCAGAACAUGGCCAACCAAUCAUGGCUCAUCCUCCUGAAACAAACAGUGAUAAUACUUUACAGGAAUGGCUGGCUGAAGUUAUAAAAAGCAAUAAAGGCAUCAAACUGGAUUUUAAGAGUCUGGCAGCUGUAGAACCAUCCAUGAUGCUCUUGGAAAAUGUGAAGAGGCAUCUGAAGCGUCCAGUGUGGAUGAAUGCUGAUAUUCUUCCUGGUCCAAAUGGAAAUAGCAAAGUAGUGGAUGCAAAACCUUUUAUAGACACUGUGACAUCCUUCUUUCCAGAUGUGACAUUUUCCCUAGGUUGGACAACAGGAUGGCAUCCUGAGAAAGUCAAUGAAGGUUACAGUUGGAUAAUGGUGAAAGAGAUGGAAUAUAUAUGUAAUGAACUAAGUCAGCUUGUAACAUUUCCUGUCAGAGCAGCAUUAGUCAGGCAGUCUUGUUCUCAGUUACUUUGGCUGUUAAAGCAAUCAAACAGGUACAGCCUGACUGUUUGGACUGGAAAAAACGAUAGCUAUUCCACUGAAGAUUUACUUUUUAUUAGAGGCCAUUUUGACAAAAAAAGAGUUUUCUAUGACAUCUUGGAACCACAAAACCAUGAAUUUAAACAAGCCAUUGGAAUCAAAAUUAAUCUCUAAGAUGAAAAUUCUGCUAAAUUAUUUCAUGUUUUCGUUUCAUAAUCCUUUGCUUUGGUCUGAAUUGGUUACCAUAUAAAUUACGAUGAUUGAUUUAUGUUCCAGUUUAUCCAAUCAAAAAACACUUACUGAGUGCUUACUCUGUUAGGCUUAUGUCCUUAUAAUACUGUACUUACCUAAAAGAUUUGGAAAGAAGAGAUUGCAUUGGGCUAGUAUAACAAUACUUUAGGAAAAUGAAUCUUUAAAACUCUUUAUAAAACAAUUUUGGUAUACUGAAGAUAAUUGAAAGAAUCCACAUGUCAUACAGCUAUUAAAUCACAUUUUGUUGGCACUAGCAUUAUAGAGAUUUCAUAAAAAUAUGCCAUCCUCUUUCCUUUUUCCUGGAGAACUAGUUAUUCAGAGACUACAGAAGAGUAAGAGGGCUUUAAAAGUGUUUUUAACUUUCACAGGGAUGAGCAGCUUUCUUAUAACAAGAUCAAGUCUAUUUAACGAAAACAAUACGGAUUAAAUUAGAUGUAUCUAGAACUUCCAUAUUUUGGGGAGUAUGCCGACGGCCGUAUAUGUUUUUUGUAUUCUUUGUUUUGAUCAUAAUAUCUAGAGUGAGCAAAAUAUUAUUGGAGAGCAGAAUUUUAAUCCUGAUAAUAUAUCAUUUGAUUUUCAAGUUUCUCACCAACAUCACCUUGGUUCCGGUCCUUGUUCUACUACUAGAAUUUCAAAAACUGGUUCCUCAUGACUUCAUUCCUCAUACUGUACUCAAAGAUACCCUGAAUAUUUCUGCUGGGAAAAAAAAAAAAAACUUUAAAAAAACAUCUCUUUCUUUGUGCCAAAUCAGAAAUCUCUAGGGGAUUCUUAAAUUCAACUUUAUUGAAUUUUACUCUUUCAAGACCCUUCCUAACGUGGUCCCACUCUAAAAGUUAAUUCAGUGUCCUCAGCACAGUCCUUCAUUUCAAAAACAGCUACACCAUCUGUAGUCUCCAGAUCUUACUUUAACAGUUAAUUUCAACUAAUAUUUUUCACUAGUUGUGUCAUACAUAGUAGUUAUGUCUCCUCAGCUAGAUUAUAAAGUGCUUUAUGGUAAGAGAGCAUUCUUAAUUGUAUUUACAGUGCCUGGCGUAGUCCUGAGCAAGAGAUUCAGAAAAACAUGUUGCUUCUUUGAUUUAUUGAAAAGUGAUUUACCAAUGAAUGUCCUAAGAUAUGUAAUUUAUCUUUUAUCAACCAUUUUCUCCCAGUGAAUAAAGUAGUGUGAUGUAGAGAAAAGAGCUUGGGUUUUGAAUUCAGAUAGACUUCCCUUACAGCACCACCUCUGUCCCUUAAUAGCCAUAGAUUUGGGGAAAUAUUUAACCUCAUUGAGUCUUGAUUUCUUCAUCUAUUAAAUGGGGGAGGGGCGCAGAGGAUGAGGCUUCUCUUGUAGGGUUGUUGUGAAGGUUAAGGGAGAUUCACUGAGCUUGUAGCUCAAUGCUCAUCACAUAGCAAGUGCUCAACAGAUAGUUCCCUUCUUUUAGACUUAUCAUGUGAUCAUAUCCAUUGUAGAUAGAUAGAUAGCAGUAAGACAUAUAACAUGAACAUUGUAUACAUAUAAAUACUUCAAGAAAAUGAUCAUAUUUCCGCUUUAAAUUUUAGCUACAACUGAAUGUGGUGCUAUUUGUCAACACCUAAAACUUCACUUUCUAUGAUUGUUUGCCAACAGCAAAAGAUGCAAUUUCAUAAUUAUAAAAUGUUAAUAAUUGCAAUAAAUAAAAUUAUAGUAAAAAGUAAUGUUUACAUUAUAAAUGUUCUAAAAUGAUCAUGCUUUGCUUUUACAAAGAGAGCUGAAUUUAUAAAUGAAUUGCAUUUUAAUUAAGUUUGAAAUCAAAUUCAUUUGUCCAGA
This is a messenger RNA of Lipotes vexillifer (Yangtze River dolphin), 2773 nucleotides long. RefSeq names its product family with sequence similarity 151 member B (gene FAM151B). The coding region runs from base 79 to 909 and encodes 276 amino acids. The transcript has 6 exons. NCBI's taxonomy places the organism in Eukaryota, Metazoa, Chordata, Mammalia, Artiodactyla, Lipotidae. The record is from RefSeq and is a predicted model, not a curated record.